Molecule: messenger RNA, 2156 nt
Organism: Amphibalanus amphitrite
Lineage: Eukaryota; Metazoa; Arthropoda; Thecostraca; Balanomorpha; Balanidae
Product: dimethyladenosine transferase 2, mitochondrial-like
Exons: 9
Coding region: 455-1807 (450 amino acids)
Biological process (GO): transcription initiation at mitochondrial promoter; rRNA methylation
Cellular component (GO): mitochondrial matrix
Molecular function (GO): rRNA (adenine-N6,N6-)-dimethyltransferase activity; mitochondrial transcription factor activity
Source: RefSeq, a predicted model, not a curated record
GAUACAUAAGCCAAUAAUAAUUUAGUAGCGGUCUUCCUUUAUUUGCUGGCGCUCUUGCGGCAUAUGCACUUCUCUAAUUUUGUUCUGUUGAAAGACAAAAGCAGCGAACAAUCGUGUGUUGCCUAGUAACAAGGCUUUAAAAUGCAAAAAAGUUACAAGUUGCUAUGAAACAUGAGGUUCCUUUGCCGUAUAUCUCAUGAGUAAGCAUCAUCCAACUUGGACCGUUUCUGACCUCAAACUUGUGUUUUGAUCCGUCCGCAACAUAUUUUCAUUGGUGCUGAUAUGAGCAAAAAGUAGGUAGUGCAUAUUGAUGCUAUGUUUUUUGUGCUUAGGUAUAUAGGCCUUGAGUUCUUCGAUGCUGCUUCUAGUUUCUACCAUAUUACAUUGAUACAUAGUUUGUUCCUUCUUUUGAGGGUUUAAUCAGAUUUGGUCGCUGCAUCAGCAAGUACAGAAGAUGCACCAUUUAUUCAGGCUCAUUCGUCUGCCACGUGAGACCUCAUACUGUGUGGCUCUCACUUUCAGAAGAUUGUGCUCCACUCAGGACAAUGUCGAACCAAAGAAACCUAAACAAGCCCAGAAAGGCACAGCGAAAAGCAAACAGCACCAACCACUGGAAGGAGAAGGAGAUGUGAUAAAUGAGCCCAAGAAAUUGAAAGGGGAGGGAAAGAAAAAGACACAGGCAGAGUUGCUAGCAGAGCAUGUGGCACAGGAGCCUGCAGCAGUGCAAAAACUGCUGCAGCAGUUCGAUGCUCAGCUGAACAAGAGCAAGCCCAACCCGGAGACGUUCUAUAUCAUAAAUGAGUCUAUUGCUGACAGCGUUGUGCGGCACCUGUCCGGCCACAGUCUGGACAUCCCCCACCUGGAGCUGGGGCCCGGCCCAGGGGUGCUCACACGACGGCUUCUGGAGGCCGGCGUGCGGCGCAUCGUCGGCUUCGAGACGACGUCUGCCUUCCAGCACUGUGUCAGGAUGCUCUCGGAGCAGACGGAUGGCGCAGUGCGUCUAACUCCGCUGAACCUGAUGCACCUGUCCAAGUUUUACGGCGCCUCCGCUCACGGGGACGACUCGCGCGUGCUGAAGGUGGUGGACGGCCUGGAGCACCGCGACUGGACGGACGAGCCGUGUAUGCGUCUGGUCGGGGUGGCACACCGGAGCGUGUUCUUCCAGUUUCUGGUGCGCACCGUCAUCUCCCGUGAGCUACUGUUCCAGUUCGGUCGACCGGAGCUGCUCGUCUACGUACCAGAAGCAGAGUACGCGCGGCUGACUGCCGGCCCGACGAUGGCGGGACGGGUGUACCGGCCCUACAGCAUCAUCAGUCGCAUGCUGUUCGACCUGGAGGAACUGGACAGGGUGCCCGCCAAACACUUCUACCCCUGGGUCAAACCGCGCAGAAAGGUGGAGGCGUCCGGCUCGGACAUGGUUCUGAUCCGGUACGCGCCCAAGGCGGACCCCGGGGUGCCCGAGGCCGAGCUGCACAAUCUGGACUUUUUCGUGCGCCACUGUGCCGUCUCGCGCACCCGGCGGAUCAUACAGCAGAUGGAGGAGUGGGUGCCCGGCUGCGGGCCGCGUCUGAUCGCGCUCGGCCACGGCGUGUUCGCGCCGUUCCGGGAGCUGCAGCCCCAACAGGUGCUCGAGGUGUUCCUGGAGUUCGCCAAAUGGCCAGAGUACCCGGCCUGCUCCUUCCACGCCGCCGUACAACAGAACGUGCUGGGCGGCGAGCCAGAGCUGGCGGACUCGGAGCACCAGCUGGCAGAGGACGACCAGCACGAGGAGCCGCCCGAACACUUCGAGCCGCAGCAGUACCGGUGAUACCGGACCGAGCGGGGACGGAGGACGUCCUGCUGUACCUGAGACCCGCUACCUGCCCGCACUCUGUCCGUGUAUAGCAGGGGGCGUUUGAAAAUGUGUCAUAUUGUGUUGGUCUUCCAGGGACGCAGUGCGGGCGCCACUGAGUGAAGUUUGUAUGGUGCCUUUUUAGCGUGAUAUUUAAUUACAGUACGGUGUGUGAUUGCGUGUUAACUGCCAUAUGCAGCUGCAACCGAGAGACGUUUUAUAGUGAUUUCUGAGCGGUGAUUAUUAAGCUGUCCAAAACGAGCCGCCAAUGUUAAGAAGAUCAUGUACAAGUCAUGUAUUUUGAAACAUUGAUGAUAUCAAUGAA